CACCCACAUGUGCUACUGAACUCCACAAACCAACUAGUGAUGACCUAGAACCUGGGAAGGCAUGGCUCACCGGCGGCUUUCCCCUUUCUGCGCGGCGGUGGGCUGAUGAAUGAGAUGACCGAGAACUCGGGGGUCCGGUGACUGAUUUAGCUCAGGAACAGCUCAAAUGGACCCGUGGCUACCCAAGGGAGCUGAUGGCGCAAGGAAUUGGAUGGAGAUGCUUCAUCGGCGUCGAAUUUCUCUAACGAAGCGAGGCUUGGCCAUGGGAGGCCUUGCAGUAGUAAAGUGAGGACGGGGAAGAAUCGCGUUUUCCUUCUUGAUGGUCGAUGCACAGACCCGGACUCGGGGCCGGUGUUCCGACUUCCGAAUCCCGACUCCCGACUCAGCGACGAGCCGGACUCCAAGUCGGAACGAGAACGACCCCAUCGUGGUCGGUAUCGUCCGUCGUCCCAUCGAUAUAUACCCCGCGUCCCCGCCCGCACUCUCCCCACGACUUCACGCCAAGAUCAUCCGCACGCCCGAGUCCACCGUCUGAAUCCUACGACACCAGCACCCCCUGAUCACGAUCGCGUCCCGUCCUCUCCCCUCAGAGCGCACGAUGCCGUCGUUCCAGCCGCAGAAGAGCGCCGCCCCCGCCGCGAAGCUGUGCGCCGCCGGCUGCGGCUACUUCGGCAGCCCGGCCACCCACGACCUGUGCUCCCUCUGCUACAAGAAGCGCCACAGCGUCGUCGGCGGCAGCGGCUCAGGCGCCUCCGCCGCCGCCACGGCAUCCGGACCCGUCGCGCGAUCCGCGUGCGAACCGCCGCCGCCGGCGGCGCCCGCCGCUAGCGUCUUUCUCGCACUUGCUGAAGGCGUCGUCGCUGAAGCCGCCGCUUCGUCGUCGUCGUCCUCCGCCGCCGCGCCCGAGGCGGCGAGGAAGGCGCAGCCGAGCCGCUGCGCGGCGUGCUGCAAGAAGGUGGGGCUGACGGGGUUCGUGUGCCGCUGCGGGAAGACCUUCUGCGGGAGGCACAGGUACGCGGAGGAGCACGGCUGCGCGUUCGACUUCAAGGGCGCCGGCCGCGUCACCAUCGCCCGCGCCAACCCCCUGAUCAAGGGAGACAAGCUGCCCAACAAAAUCUGAGCUUCACAACUUCCGUGCAAUGGGCUCACAACUUCAGAUCGUCAGAUGCAACGUUCUGUAUGGCCGGCCGUCGCAACUUUCGCAUCAACUCGUCUCGAUCUGAAGAGCAGCGUCUGGCUAGAUUUGUGCGAUGCAUGCCCAUCAGGGCUCAAUUCCGUGCGUACUGUUUUGUAAUCAGCUGAUGUCUGAGAACAUGAUCAUUCAUAUGAAUUUGUUUUUGUCCUCGUUUUCG
Panicum virgatum (switchgrass) is the source of this 1352-nucleotide messenger RNA. Its product is annotated as zinc finger A20 and AN1 domain-containing stress-associated protein 5-like. NCBI's taxonomy places the organism in Eukaryota, Viridiplantae, Streptophyta, Magnoliopsida, Poales, Poaceae. The coding region runs from base 599 to 1120 and encodes 173 amino acids. Gene Ontology annotation, molecular function: DNA binding; zinc ion binding. The transcript has a single exon. The record is from RefSeq and is a predicted model, not a curated record.